AUGGCGUCGCCAGGACAAACCCAAGGCUCCGCGCCUGCAACUCAAGCUCUCUCGCCACCCGCCGAAUCCUCCGCCAACGGUGUCGCACCUGCAUCCCAGACGCAGUCCAACAUCCCAGCUGCAGCUCCUCAAACAUCCACAGCACCACAACCCCCACAAGUCCCCGGCACGUCGGCCCAAGAUAGCGGCAAAUCACGACGACCGCGUGAUGUACGACUGGUCCAUAUGCUUCUCGCCUCACUCGGGGUAACCGCAUACCAAGACCGAGUACCUCUUCAACUUCUCGACUUCGCAUAUCGAUACACCGCCAAUAUCCUACAAGAUGCUGUGCAUCUUGCCACGGAAGGAUAUGCCGCUGCGACAGAUGGCGCAGCAGGCUCCAAGGGCUCCGCGGAAGUGAACAGUGUUUCUCUCCCGGCAUUGCGUCUGAGCAUUGCUUCCCGCCUGCAUUUCCAAUUCCAAUCAGGGCUGCCAAAAGAAUUCCUUAUGGAUGUCGCGUCAGAGCGGAACCGUACUGCCUUACCUGGUGUUUCGCGUGGCUUUGAUGUUACGGCUGGUGCUCCCAAUGGUCCCGUUGGGGCGAAUCCAAGCCUCACGAUGGGUGGAAUGCGUCUGCCUUCUGAGAGAUUCUGUCUCACGGGCGCGGGUUGGAAUUUGAAGGAUGAGUGGGAUAGUGAUGGCGAGGAAGAUGUGCCUGAUGCGCCGCAGGCUGGAGCCGGGAAUGGCGUUGGCGGUGACGGUGCUGCAGAUAAAGAGGACGGCGGCGAUGAUGAUGAUGAUGACGGAAAGAUGGAAGACAUAUUCGGAGAGGAUACAAACAUGGGUGAGGGUAGGAAUGGAGACGAGGACCAGGAUAUGACUGAUGUUUAA
Messenger RNA from Penicillium salamii, 870 nucleotides. NCBI's taxonomy places the organism in Eukaryota, Fungi, Ascomycota, Eurotiomycetes, Eurotiales, Aspergillaceae. The record is from the annotation of a GenBank genome assembly.